Molecule: messenger RNA, 4116 nt
Organism: Cyprinodon variegatus (sheepshead minnow)
Lineage: Eukaryota; Metazoa; Chordata; Actinopteri; Cyprinodontiformes; Cyprinodontidae
Product: collagen alpha-1(XVIII) chain-like
Exons: 35
Coding region: 160-3816 (1218 amino acids)
Source: RefSeq, a predicted model, not a curated record
GGGCGCCGUCCUCCUCACUUCUGCUGUCUGUGGGUCUGCGGGAGUGUUUGUGGUGACAGAGUAGAGAGAAGGAGUGUGUGCAGAUUGUAUGGACAUGUCAUAAUACGCUCUUGGAAGACUGAUCAAUCUGGUGGACGUGGUUUGGACACUGUGACCAAAAUGAGGAUCUGGUUUAAAGUUUUGUGUCUUCUCACCCUGUGGGUGGUCUACUCUGAUGCUUGGUUCUGGGACUGGAGUAAGACUGGUACGACAUUGGCCCCAAGGUCGGAAAUGGAGGGUUCUGGCAGUGUUACAGGUAGUGGAGAGCCGCUAUCUGAGAGUAGCACCACAGUUGGAGUAGAGAUCAUUGAUGAAGGACGUGUGCUUGAAAAGGUUGGGCAGAGCUGGGAUGUGCCUACUGAAGGUCCUCAACUGACAACUGUAAUUCCUUCAAAACAUCCGCAGAAUGGACAUGGAGCAGAAAAGGUCACUGCAGGAAUGCCGUCUCACAGAAAUAAACCUGAAGACAAAGGAGUCUCGCUGCUGAAGCUAAUCGGAGAUCCUCCUCCAGACAGUAUUCCAGAGGUGGAUGGACCGGACAACAGCCCCGCUUACCUCUUCGGUCCAGAUUCCACCACGGGUCAACUUGCCCGUGCACACUUCCCCAACCCAUUCUACAGAAACUUUGCCCUCAUCUUCAGCGUGAAACCAACCUCUGAUGAUGCCGGCACCAUCUUCGCCAUCACAGACGCCUCACAGCAGAUCAUGCAUGUGGGGGUCAAACUGUCGAAAGUCCAGGGUGGCGAGCAGAACGUCAUUUUUUACUACAGCGAGCCGGGCGCAAAGCAGUCCUACGAAGCGGCCAGUUUCCCGGUGCCCUCCAUGAAGGACACCUGGAACCGUUUUGCUAUCGCUGUAAUGGACAACAUAGUGGCCUUCUACCCUAACUGCGAUGGAGGGCUUCGGAGCGUAAGAUUGGAGAGAUCCCCGGAUGAGAUGAACCUAGGAAGUGGUUCCGGUGUGUUUGUAGGUCAAGCUGGGGGAGAAUUUCCCGAUAAAUUUCAGGGUGCGAUCAGUGAGCUGAGGGUGGUGGGAGACCCCCGUGCUGCAGAGCGGCUCUGCGAGGAGGACGAUGACUCGGAUAUGGCUUCAGGAGAAGGAAGUGGCUACGAAGAAACCAGACACGCAAAUUCUCACAGAGAGAAAGAGCAAAACAUGCAGAAAGCCUUGGCGUCUCUUACACCUAUCCCACAGCCACCACUGGACAGGAAAGGAGAAGAGGGAACCUUCUUAGAAACAGGUGCAGUCUUUGUUAAAGGAGAAAAGGGCGACAAGGGGGACCAAGGACCGAAAGGAGAGAGGGGUUUGAGGGGUCCGCAGGGAGAAGCAGGCAUCAGCUACAAGGGGGGAGUCGGUGGACACAAGGGAGAACCUGGUGAAAAGGGAGCAAAGGGGAGCGCAGGCUUUGGAUAUCCUGGCAAAAAGGGCGACACUGGCCCUCCAGGACCACCAGGCCCACCUGGUCCUCCAGGCCCUGCCACUGAGUAUUCAGUUGGAAGUGAUGGAUCAGUUGUUUCAAAAGUACCUGGACCCCGAGGCCCACCUGGACAACCAGGUCCUCAGGGACCCCCAGGAGAGGAUGGAGAACCGGGGGAUCCCGGGGAAGAUGGAAAAACCGGGCCUCAGGGACCCCGAGGCUUUCCUGGGACUCCGGGUGAUCCUGGACUGAAAGGCGAAAAGGGUGACCGUGGAGAGGGCCAGCCUGGGCCCCGGGGCCCCCCAGGACCUCCUGGACCACCGGGUACAGGAUUCAGAUCUACGUUUGAAGACAUGGAGGCCUCUGGAUUCCCCGAUUUGGAAUCCAUUCGGGGACUUCCAGGUCCACCAGGUCCGCCUGGUCCCCCAGGUCUUCCAGGUUUCCCAUCAGCAAACACAGCAGUGAGCUCUGGAGCUUCUGGGCCCCCAGGAAAGGAUGGAGAGCCAGGUCAACCUGGUCUGCCUGGUUUACCUGGUGCUGAUGGUCUCCCUGGAGCUCCUGGUCCAAAGGGAGAAAAGGGAGAUUCGGGCGAGCUUGGACUCCCAGGGGCAAUCGGAGAAAAGGGAGCUCCAGGAGAACCCGGUUUACCCGGCGCUGCAGGACAACCCGGACUGGCUGGUCUUCCAGGACCGAUGGGACCAGUUGGUCCUCCUGGACCUCCAGGCCCUCCAGGACCAGCUCAUCGGGUUGGAUUUGAUGACAUGGACGACUCCAGUGGGACUUUCACUAAUGGACUUCCUGGUGUCAGAGGACCAGAAGGGAUACAGGGUCCUCCUGGUUUACCUGGACAACCAGGUACCCCAGGUUUUCCUGGUAUACAGGGUCCAAAGGGUGAGCAGGGUCCCUCAGGAAGCGACGGACAACCAGGUCUGGAUGGCUUCCCAGGACCUCCGGGCCAAAAGGGAGACAGAGGUGACAAAGGAGAGACGGGUGAACCCGGUCGAGAUGGAACUGGACUGCCAGGUCUACCUGGACCACCUGGACCACCAGGAGAGAUAAUAUACCAGCAUUCUGACAAUGGGGCCUCUGGUAUACCUGGCAGAGCUGGAUUUCCUGGUCCUGUUGGCCCAAAGGGAGACAGAGGUGACCCUGGUCCACCAGGGUAUGGCCUAAAGGGUGAAAAAGGAGAGCCAGGCUUGAUAAUCGGGCCUGAUGGAAAUCCUUUGUACCUGGGCGGGUUAACUGGGCCGAAGGGAGACAGAGGACCUCAAGGACCUGUUGGACCCUUUGGUCCUCAGGGGCCUCCGGGACUGAAAGGUGAAAUAGGCAUGCCUGGAAGACCUGGUCGCCCAGGUGUGAAUGGAUACAAGGGUGAAAAAGGAGAGCCAGGGGGUGGUGCAGGUUACGGAUACCCGGGAGUGGCAGGUCCACCAGGACCGCCAGGACCACCUGGACCACCAGGGCCAGCCAUUUCUGUGGAUCGAUUUAAUCGCUUUGAUGAAAAUUCUAGGAGUUACCAAGUGGUCAAAGGAGAAAAAGGAGACCGUGGACCUCCUGGGAUCCCAGGGACAGCUUCAGAUAUCGAUAUUUACUCACUCAAGAAUAAGUUGAAGGGAGAACAUGGAGAUCCAGGAGUGAAGGGAGAGAAGGGAGAGCCAGGUGGUGGAUAUUAUGACCCACGGUUUGGAGGACCACUGGGUCCACCAGGACCUCCAGGAAACCCAGGCCUACCAGUAAGUUCAGAGAGAGCUGCACACAUACAGACUGAAAAACUAAGAGGCUGUUUUUCUGGAACUGACCGAGUUGUUCCAUUGAAGAAGUUCUGUCCUUUUCAGCUCCACCUCAUUGCAUUGAACGCCCCUCAGUCUGGCAACAUGCGAGGGAUUCGUGGUGCAGACUUCCUGUGCUUCCAGCAGGCUCGAGCUGUUGGUCUUAAAGGAACAUUCAGGGCCUUCCUGUCCUCCAAGCUUCAGGACCUCUACACCAUCGUCCGCAGGUCGGACCGAGAUUCAUUCCCCAUCAUGAACCUCAAGAACCAAGUGUUGUUCAGCAGCUGGGAGUCCAUCUUCAGUGAAGACAAAAGCAAAAUGAGGGAGAAUGUACCUUUAUACUCGUUUGAUGGUAGAGACAUCCUCAGGGACAGUGCAUGGCCAGAAAAGAUGGUCUGGCACGGAUCUAGCAAAAAGGGCCAUCGGCAAAUGGAUCAUUACUGUGAAACAUGGCGGGCGGGCGAUCGUGCGGUGACGGGCCUGGCGUCGUCCCUGCAGAGCGGCCAUCUCCUGCAGCAGACGCCCAGCAGCUGUUCCAGCUCCUACGUCGUCCUUUGCAUAGAGAACGCCUUCACAUCGCCCUCUAAAUAAUGAAUCCAUCCUUCUUUUCCUUUGGUCCUCUGUGUUCAGGGCUCUAGUUGACACAUUGUUUUGUAAACUCAGCAGGUAAAUUUUGAUCCCCUUUCUUUUACAUUUUACACUUGCUUGUUAACAUGUGGCAUCGGAUGAACUGCCGCCUGAGGAUUUUCUAGCCUGGCAGGACAUGCAGCAUCCAUAAACGCCAAAGAAAAGGCUCCAGCAGAACGCCUUUGGUCCUUUUUAAACCCAGAACAUUGGCACAUAUUUUCUUUAAGACGUAAACCAGUAUCAUUCCCGAAUUUAAUCUUGUUU